Molecule: messenger RNA, 2183 nt
Organism: Pogonomyrmex barbatus (red harvester ant)
Lineage: Eukaryota; Metazoa; Arthropoda; Insecta; Hymenoptera; Formicidae
Gene: Trhn
Product: tryptophan hydroxylase
Biological process (GO): aromatic amino acid metabolic process; serotonin biosynthetic process
Cellular component (GO): neuron projection
Molecular function (GO): iron ion binding; tryptophan 5-monooxygenase activity
Source: RefSeq, a predicted model, not a curated record
UAGUGCCGCUGUGCGCCGCCCAGCCACGGCAAGAUCGUCAUUGAGAAGAACGAACGCAAACGGGGAGACCGAGGUCUUAAGAGGAUCUUAAGGAUGGUACCGGCACACUGUUGCUCGUCUCCUUAAAGACAACGAAUCGUCAAUCAGUCACAAAUCUGUCUGACACGCGUCGCGCGAGAUAUUAAGAAUAUAAAUCCGCGCUAAAUUUCAUAGAUUUUCAAACAAAAUUAACAAUCUUGUCUUCUCUCUUUCGCGAAUUCAUUGCAAAAGUCAUCAUGAGUGGAUCGGGGAAGAGUCUUCUCGGGGUGUGGCUGUACAGGAGAGGCGAGAGUUGGGCUGUCAAGGAAGGAAGUCCGUUACAUAAGUCACAUACAGCGGAUGUUACUAUCUCUGAGGGUGAGAAUAAUCCGAAUAGUGACAAUAAAAAUUCUGUGAUAUUUUCCUUGAAGAAUCAAGUCGGUGGCUUGGCACGAGCACUUCAAGUAUUUCAGGAUUUAGGUAUAAAUGUCGUGCACAUCGAAUCGAGGAAAUCACUGCGCCGCGGCUCCGAAUACGAUAUUCUUGUGGAUGUCGAAUGCGACUCGAAGCGGAUGGAGCAAUUAAUGAAGAUGCUGAGCCGCGAAGUAGCAGCUAUCAAUCUCGCCCAUUACGAGCAGAUCGGAAGUAUACCACGCGCGCCUUCUCUUUCGACCGCGACAAGCUUCGAUUUUAGUGAAGUAGACAUGCCUUGGUUCCCACGAAAGAUAUCGGACCUUGAUCGAGCCCAAAAAGUUCUCAUGUAUGGAUCGGAAUUAGAUGCAGACCAUCCUGGUUUCAAGGAUACCGUGUAUCGUAAACGUCGCGAGCAGUUCGCCGAUAUCGCUUAUAAUUACAGACAUGGCCAACCGAUACCCAGGGUGCAAUAUACACCAGAGGAGAUCAGGACUUGGGGAACCGUUUUCCGCGAACUGCACCAACUCUAUCAAAAAUACGCGUGCAAAGAGUAUUUGGAAAAUUGGCCGAAGUUGGUCAAGUAUUGCGGAUACAGAGAAGACAACAUACCUCAACUGCAGGACAUAAACGUUUUCUUGAAGCGAACAACGGGAUUUCAACUUCGUCCGGUUGCGGGUUAUCUGACGCCGCGGGACUUCCUUUCCGGUCUGGCUUUCCGAGUGUUUCACUGCACUCAGUAUAUUCGACAUUCUUCCGAUCCAUUUUACACACCGGAACCAGAUUGUUGCCAUGAAUUGCUGGGCCACAUGCCGUUGCUUGCGAAUCCAAGCUUCGCGCAAUUCUCUCAAGAACUCGGUCUGGCUUCCCUCGGCGCAUCGGAUGAAGAUAUAGACAAACUGGCAACCUUGUAUUUCUUUACUGUGGAAUUCGGAUUGUGCAAACAAGACGGUAUGCUACGCGUUUACGGGGCUGGCCUGCUGUCAUCGGUGGCGGAACUGAGGCACGCGGUUACCACCCCCGAAAAGACUAUGAGAUUCGAACCUGAUAUCACAUGUAAACAAGAAUGCAUUAUCACCGCGUUCCAGAAUGCGUAUUAUUACACAGAUAGCAUAGAAGAAGCAAAGGAGAAAAUGCGCGCGUUCGCUAAUCAGAUUCAACGACCCUUCGGAAUACGCUACAAUCCUUACACUCAAUCGGUGGAAGUGUUGACGGAUGCUCAGAAAAUUACGGCGGUGGUCAGCGAGCUGCGAGGUGAUCUUUGCAUAGUAUCGAACGCCUUGAAAAAGAUCCACGAGCAGGAUGACACCGUCGAUGUUGAAAGGAUAACGAGUUUGCUGACGCAAGGGAUCGAGAUGCCGCAGGACAGUUCGUCUUCAGACAGCGACGAUAGUCCUAAUGCCGAGGAGACUCGUCCUCAAGACGCCGAGCAAUCGCCUCAUGACGAUAAAGAAUAGAUAAAUGCCACUGUGAAGAAUUAAAUAACAUCGCUUUUAGUAUUGCAUGUAUUAAAUUCUGAAGAAUGCUUAAAGAAGUUGACAUGAAGCUUUAGAAAUGAAUUCUCUCCCACGAAAAAUAAAAAACCAUUUUUGCCAUUUCACAUGAAGAUAUCGUAAAAUUGAUUUAAUUAUAUUGAGAGUGGAUUAAUAAAAAAUUACAAUGCUCCGCGUAAAAUAAAUGGCUAAGAAAGAACUUCUGAUUCUUUCAUCCAAGAAUAAUUAUGUAAUCUCUGUAUGUUCUAUAAUAAGUAAUUA